Molecule: messenger RNA, 668 nt
Organism: Thamnophis sirtalis
Lineage: Eukaryota; Metazoa; Chordata; Lepidosauria; Squamata; Natricidae
Source: RefSeq, a predicted model, not a curated record
UUCCAACUUUGAUAUGGUUAUGGAAUCAGAUGAAGGAACAUUUACGCCCACUGGCCUGGCUUUCACGGGCAGCCUUAAGGCUCGUUGUAUCAUGAAGGAAAUAAUGAAACAUCUGAAGCCUCUCAACAUUACCAGUGUUUUUGAAGAUGGCGGAGGAACAGACAUUAGUUACUGGAUUCAUGAAGGAAUACCAGGUGCCAGUUUGAGUAACGAUAUCACUAAAUACUUCUGGUUUCAUCAUUCGCAAGGCGACACAAUGACGGUUCAGGAUCCAGUCAAAAUGAAUCUCUGUGCUGCUCUUUGGACUGUUGUGUCUUAUGUGAUUGCUGAUAUGGAGGAGAAGGUACCAGUGUAAUUCAAAAAUAAAUCAAUAAACAGUAUUGACUGUUUUAGCACAGAACAGGAAUGUAUCUGAUCUAACUCUGUGAUGAAACUCUAGGUGUCUUCCAAAAACUAAACUUUUCUUGAUUCAACUCAGAACAUGUCCUUUUAUCAUGUAUACGUAUUUUUGAAUUGUGGGUCUAACACCUUCUUCUUUGGACAACUUCCUGAUGCUUCAUUUCAGUGCUUUGUUCUUAUUGUUCUUGAUCUUUACUCAGCAAUAUCAUAAAAGUCACUGAUUAUUAAGUUACCCUUUUAUCUGCCAAAUACUUAAAAUAAAUAUGGUG